Corylus avellana is the source of this 1780-nucleotide messenger RNA. Its product is annotated as F-box/kelch-repeat protein At3g06240. The record is from RefSeq and is a predicted model, not a curated record. Gene Ontology annotation, molecular function: protein binding. NCBI's taxonomy places the organism in Eukaryota, Viridiplantae, Streptophyta, Magnoliopsida, Fagales, Betulaceae.
UAUAUAUUAUCAGCAGCACGAAUGAACGAAAAUGAACAUUAUCUCUUCCAUUGUUCCAUUGCCACACCAUGUCAGACCAUCUCCCAACCGAUGUUAUCACCGACAUCCUCUCACGGCUGCCGGUGAAAUCGCUCAUGAGAUUCAGGUGCGUUUCAAAGGCAUGCUACUCUCUAAUCUCCAGCCCAUACUUCAUCUCCGCCCACCUCAAUCGCUCUCUUUCCAACUCCCAACACCCACCCUCCCUUUUCGUCAGCCGUUUCGACAACAAUUAUUCCGACGUUAAACACACCCUUCUGUUGUAUCUCGAUCAAGAAGUAGAGCAGAAAGGGGAUUUCUUUGCGUCCCCAUCACACUCCAUACAAUUGCGUGGUUUACAACAGAGCAUGAAAUUGGAUUUAUUGCACUUAGUGGGUUCAUCUAAUGGCCUACUUUGUCUUGCCACUACGGUUUUCAAUAACGUGAGAGGGUUAUGUGUUCUAUGGAACCCAUCUAUUCAAAAAGCCAUAUCCCUUCCAGAGCCUAAUCUUGGUUUGUCACACCAUUCUGUUGGGUUUGGGUAUGAGCCCACGACGGAUGAUUACAAAUUGGUGAGGCUUGUGUAUCCGUCUAAUUCAGAAGGCAUUGAUGAUGUUUUUUUCAACAUUAUUCCACCUUUGGUUGAGAUUUAUACGCUUAGAACCGGCGUAUGGCGUUCUAUUGCGGGCCCCGGUCCUCCCUACCUCAUAAAGUGGUGGUACUCAUCGGUUUUCGUGAAUGGGGCAGUCCACUGGCCCGCAAACACUCCACGGUGCCAGGGCAGCUUUCGCAAUGUGAUCGUGUCGUUUAAUAUGAAAGAUGAGACCUUUGGUGAAGUGGUUAUGCCUGAGAGCUUACAAAGGCUGGAAGACUUGAACGUUAAUGUGGCACUUGUUGAUGGGUUGCUUGCGCUUGUCCCUCUUAACAAAUUUGGCAACGAGGCGUCUCAGGCCGUGUGGGUGAUGAAAGAGUAUGGAGUGGCGGAAUCUUGGACUAAGCCGUUUGAUGUUCGCAUCGGGGGAUUUCAGAGGGUUAUAGGCUUUACAAAGAGGGGUGAAGUUCUAGUGCACAAGGAUGGAAGGUUGUUUUCUUUCGGACCCAGUAGCCGAGGAUAUUUGGAUCUACCCAUUGGUGGCCCACAGGAGAUUUAUGUGGAUACUUAUGUAGAGAGCCUUGUUCUACUGAAUAUAGCAGGAACUGGCCGAAUUCCGGGGCGACAGAGGAAUUCGUUUUUUUCUACUGAAUAUAACAGACGGAGUCCCGGGUGGUAGUUAGCGCGCAAAGAAAAGCAGUUUGGGCGGAUGCAGACCACAUGAUUUGAAAGGUAGCAACGUAUUCAGGCAGAGAAGCAGUCUGCAGAGGAGUUGGAUAGAAAGAAAAUGGCCAUGUGCCUUGAAACAGGGCUGAAGCAGAGGUUUUGAAACAGAAUAAUUACUUGUUAGCUACCAUUCUUAUGAAGAAAUGAUUAUCAUUCUUCUAUCGAAUCUCUAAAAUCUGUCACAACUCGUGUGCAACUUUACAUAUGAAAUUAAUACAGGUGGGUAUAUAUUCGUGUAGAUGGGCAUUUGCUUCCUUAAAAGGAAAAUAUCCCUUGAAGCAUACCAUCAUAUCAAAGGUGUACAUGCAAGCAGAUAUUAAUCAUCCAUAUUCACUAUUUGUAAUUAUACGCUAUCCGCUAUCUAUUAUCAGCAUAUGCGGAUGCGGUUAGCAAGUACUUGGAGUAUAUAAAGUAUCUCUUUUAAUCAAGGUGAAAUAUUUUAUUGUA